AUACAAGUCUAUUAUGCUGCCCUCUACGUUUAUCGUUUGCGUACAAAUUUCGAAUGGUGUCGUUUCCGUGAAAACCAGCCCUCCAAGAAUCUACAACAAUGGCGCAUACGCCACAUUCGACGUAUCGAUCCUCUUCGCGACGCUCAUCGACUAAAAAGGCGAGGCAGGAUCGUACUGGCUUUCAUUUUGGAACUCCUGCCAUUCCAAGUUUAUUUGUAGACGAUGAGGUGGAUGAAGGGAGUCCGAUCCCGACAGUGAAUCAGAGACUUGGUCACCUCAGACCAUCCAGAGAACUACUGGAGUAUUACAGGAGAAAGAUAGCCGAGUUUGAUGGAGAGCAUCAAGAUAUGAUGACUAAACUGGAUAAAUACAAGACAACGUAUGAACAACAGCACAAAAUGCAGUGGGAGUUACGUCAGCGUGAAGAAGAGAUUGCUGAGCUGCAGAAGGCUCUUAGUGACAUGCAGGUCUAUCUCUUCCAGGAAAGAGAGCAGGUUCUCAGAUUGUAUGCAGAGAACGACAGAUUGAAAAUCAGAGAGCUAGAAGACAGAAAGAGGAUUCAGCAUCUGCUUGCACUGAAUGGCCCAGGUGAACCCGAAGUGACCUAUUUUCACAAGGAGCCACCUGCUAGGGCGGUUGUUAAACAACGCCAUCCAGCCAAGAGGUACCCGCAUUCUGAAGAUGAGAAGCUUGGUCUACGAUCUGCCAUGCCCCUUCAGAGCAGUUCAGCAGCUAAUGUGAGAGCAGCAGUGUCCAGACCAGCCUCUGCUAGACCUGCAAAGAAAAGCCUUGCCAGUAAGAAGAAGUCAGAUGAGAAUGCAAACAUGAAGGGAAAGCAAGAUGUUGAGGUACUACUGCUUCAAAUUGAAGCUUUACAGAGUCAGAUGGCGGAUCAAGCUAGAGUAUCCAAAGACCAGGUAGGUGCACUGAUAGAAGACAGAAGAGUGCGGAUGGAAGAGAUGCAGACAGUGAUAGAAAGAGAUCAAAGUAAAGUUCAAUCUCUUGAAGACAGACUCCACCAAACUCAGAAUCUCCUGUACGACAGCACGCGGGAUUACCUGCAGCUGAAGUACGAGAGCCGAGCGGAGGAGAAGGGAUGGAUGGGGGAGAAGGAUAAGUUCCUCCAGGAGCUCGACAGAUGCAGGGAGCAGCUCAAUGUAUCCAAGGAUGAUGUACUGCAUGUCUCUGAUCAUGCGCUGGAGCAGAGACACGCUCAGACGAUAGAGAUGGAGGCUAUAGAGAAUCAGCUUCAACAAGCCCAGAAGCUGAGUGAUAUGUACAGAGAACAAGUCAUCACGUUAGAAUCAGAGUUAGCGGCUAUCAGGGAGAAAGAGGAUGUUAGUAAAGUAGCUUUCAAGGGACGAACGGAGAAGCUUAGCAGACGGCUACAACUGAUGAAUCAGAGAUAUGAAGCGCUUGAGAAGAGACGUAACCUGGAGGUGGAAGGCUUCAAGAACGAUAUCAAGAUUCUCAGGAGUAGACUCAAAGAUGUGGAGAAACAGCUGUUCAAGGUGACCCUUGGAUUCGGUGAGGAUGGUGACAUGAGGAUGCUUCGUGACGUCCAUACGACAGCCAAGAAAUCAAAACAGAUGCAAGGAGAACUACACAGACUCAAAGCUGCAGUCUAUGGCAUGGAGAAUGAUAUAAGAAGACUUUGAGAACAAUACAGAACUGAAUGCAUGGGAGCAUUUUCUUAUUCUUAUAAAAUCCUUGAUAUUGGAAGUAAUGAUAGCUAGUGCCUUGACUGCUCUGAGAGAUAUGAAAACAUGGCGUGGAAAACGAUAUCAGAAGACUGUGAGAACGAUACAGAACCGAAAUGAAUGGGCGCAUCUUCUUAUUCUUACAAAAUCCUUGAUAUUGAAAGUAAUGAAGAGGUAGUGACUAGACUACUACGAGAGAGAUGAAAACAGGACUGCUGCAUGGACUCGGGGCCAAGAACUUUGAGGAGGCCAUGACGAGAAUUUCCCGUUCUUCCUAAUCAGGAGAUUAGUGAUAAUCUCUGGUGUUCAUAUACCUUUCUUUUUAUGCCUCCAUUACGAAGUAUCCGGAGGCAUUAUGUUUUUGAGUUGUCCGUACGUACAUUCGUACGUACGUCCCGUUCUCGUGAUCGCGUUAUCUCAAGAACCGACUGAUGGAUUCCUGCCAAACUUUGGUCAUG
Messenger RNA from Strongylocentrotus purpuratus (purple sea urchin), 2158 nucleotides. RefSeq names its product coiled-coil domain-containing protein 77 (gene ccdc77). The transcript has 11 exons. The record is from RefSeq and is a predicted model, not a curated record. Gene Ontology annotation, cellular component: centrosome. NCBI's taxonomy places the organism in Eukaryota, Metazoa, Echinodermata, Echinoidea, Camarodonta, Strongylocentrotidae. The coding region runs from base 99 to 1658 and encodes 519 amino acids.